AUUGUGGGUGAGAGACAAAAGCGGAGCCGCGCCAUUUUUUUUGUGUGUGUUCCGAACUGAAAUCAAAAAGCUGCGUUUGGUGACGGUUUGAGUCAUUUUCUCCUGUUGGUUUAGAAGACAAUAACGAGUUAUUGUUAAAAUGGGACGAAAGAAGAAGAAGCAAUUGAAGCCCUGGUGCUGGUAUUGCAACAGAGAUUUCGAUGAUGAAAAGAUUCUCAUUCAGCACCAAAAAGCCAAACAUUUCAAAUGUCAUAUAUGUCACAAGAAGCUGUACACCGGUCCUGGAUUAGCCAUACACUGCAUGCAGGUGCACAAAGAAACAAUAGACGCAGUUCCUAAUGCUAUACCGGGAAGAACAGACAUAGAACUGGAAAUCUAUGGCAUGGAGGGUAUUCCAGAAAAAGACAUACAAGAUCGGAGAAGAGUACUUGAACAAAAGUCACAAGAGAGUCAGAAGAAGAAGCAGGACCAGGAUGAUUCUGAUGAGGACGAUGAUGAUGAUGAAGCUGGACCUUCAUCAUUUCAGCAGCCUGCUGCUCAGCCUCAGGCUGCCUACAUGCCCCCAAUGACCCAGGCGGGCAUGCAUCCUGGUCCUCAGGCCCAAGGCAUGCCACGUGCUGGCUAUGCAGGCAUGCCACCUAUGUUGACUGGCAUCCCACCAAUGAUUCCUGGGAUGCCACCAGUAAUGCCAGGCAUGCUACCUGGCAUGAUGCCAAUGAGAGGAAUGAUGCCCCCAGGUCCAGCAAUGCCUCCGAUGAUGCCAGGCAUGCCACCAGGAAUGCCACCUCAUGUUGCCAGGCCUGGCAUGCCUCCUAUGGCACCUGCAGCCCCUAUCACUGCUCCUAGAAUGGCCAGCAGACCAGCUGUACCCGCCACACAGUCCGCUGCAUCCAAACCUCUCUUCCCCAGCGCUGUGCAGAUGGGGACUGGUGUUGCGAGGCCCAGCGCAGCCCCUGCGAGUGCAGAGACACAGUCUGCCUCCUCUAAGCCUCUGUUCCCUAGCUCUUCCCAAGCGCAGCAGAUGGUAUUAGGACCGUCAUCAACCACCUCUGAUUCUCCUAAGGUGACAUUCCCAGCCUACACCCAGCCUUCUUCCACUCCCUCUGUUGCUGCCUCCUCCAGCACUGUGGCCAAGCCCCCUGCCACAGUCACAAGUAAGCCAGCCACCCUCACCACCUUGAGUGCUACCAGUAAGUUGAUGCACCCUGAUGAGGAUAUCUCGCUGGAAGAGAGACGGGCUCAGCUGCCUAGGUACCAGAGGCUAAUCCCUCGGCCUGGGCAGACUGCAGCAGCUGCUGCCUCGGCUCCACCUAGUGGAGCAGUGGGAGGAAUGAUACCUGCCCAGCAGGUUAUACCUCCUCAGCAGCCUGGAAUGAGGCAUCCCAUACAUGGUCAGUAUGGUGGUCCUCCACAGGGCAUGCCUGGUUAUAUGGGUGGUGGCAUGCCUCCUUAUGGACUGAGUGCCCCAAUGGUGCCCCCUUACCAAGCUGGCCCACCUGGACCUCCCAUGGGCAUAAGGCCACCUGUAAUGUCUCCAGGCAGCCGAUACUGAAACAACGCUGUCGUCCCACUAGGUUUGGAGGUUAAACCUUUUCUCAUCUUGUGCUUUUAAUGUAGCCAAACCAAUGAGCUCUAAACCCACUGCUGAAGAAAAUCUGCAUACUGGACAUUUGAGAUAUGUAAUAUCACGCAAGAGUUUUGGAUUCAGCCCUUAAAUAAAGACAAAGAAGAUAACAGCAGCAUCAAUGUUACAGUUGAUACAUGUAUUGCUUUUCUUCCUAUUGUGUUUCAUUCAGGUUGUACAAGUACAGUAUAUUAGACAAAGGUUCAUAAUAUAUUGAAGCCGCUGGCCUAACAGUAUCUCCAUACUCAAGGCAAGUUCCCAGUAAGAUUUCUGCUUUUAUCUUAGUAGUGAAGCCCUCACAGCACCAUACUGUGCUGUUGGACUUUACGUCCCCAACAUCAGCUUGGUGAGGGCUUCAGAUCACUGUUGUCAUGUUGUUGUUGUUUUUCUUUUAACUGUUUGCAUCCAUUUAUUCAGGGUUAAAUAGCACAAGGGUAAAUGUGUCUGUUUUUUUUAAUUUUUUUUUGCUAUAUGUAUU
Sinocyclocheilus anshuiensis is the source of this 2102-nucleotide messenger RNA. Its product is annotated as BUB3-interacting and GLEBS motif-containing protein ZNF207-like. Bases 140 to 1552 code for a protein of 470 amino acids. The transcript has 11 exons. Lineage: Eukaryota; Metazoa; Chordata; Actinopteri; Cypriniformes; Cyprinidae. Gene Ontology annotation, cellular component: spindle matrix; kinetochore; nucleus. The record is from RefSeq and is a predicted model, not a curated record. Gene Ontology annotation, biological process: mitotic spindle assembly checkpoint signaling; attachment of spindle microtubules to kinetochore; mitotic spindle assembly. Gene Ontology annotation, molecular function: microtubule binding.